UCUAUGUUAUUGAAGUGUCGUGUAUUUUAACAGAAAACAAGUUUUUAGCUGUUAUUAUAUUAAAUCCUAUCUAAUUUCCCAUUCCUAAUAAGUAAUUGCAACUUCAAAAAUGGGAGAAGUAUCAUUUGAAACAAGUGCCUACGCUAAAAUUAUACUACAUGCAGUGAAAUAUUCUCAAUGUGCUGUGAACGGAAUACUACUAGCGGAUGGAAGCAAAAUUAAAGAGGGGUCUAAGAAUCCCGACCUGCAUAUUGUGGAUACGAUGCCCUUAUUUCACCAUAGCCAUAGUUUAUCGCCAAUGGCUGAGGUCGCUUUAACACAGAUUGAAGCAUUAGCGCAAGCCGACAAUCGCGUGAUAGCCGGUUACUAUGCAGGCUGUGAGAACUUUAACGACAACACUGUGGAGAAGUGUCCAGGUCAGAAGAUUGCUGAGAAAAUUGCUGAACACUUCCCAUCCGCUGUGUUUAUUGUGGUGGACAACAAAAGGCUAGUUAGACACUUGGUUACACCAGCAAUUAAGAUUUACAGAUACAGUGAAGGGAAGUGGAAACCACAGGACACAAAUAAAGUGUUAUUCCAAACACCUCUAGUACUAGAAACGGUGUCUCAUCUCUUGCAAUGGGAAGUAUAUAAAGAGUUGGUGGACUUCGAUAAUUAUCUAGAUGACCUCACACAAGAUUGGAGCAAUCUGGGUAUUGAGAAAGUGGUAUCAAGCAUUAACGCUGUUAACACUAUAGAUAGUAAGUAAUUAUAGAUUCUUCGGUUUUUUUUUUUGUGACUGGUAAAUGAUGUAAGUGCAACAUUUAUAUAUAAAUUUAUCAGUUCUGGUAUAGGCAUUGAAAACUAGCAAAUUAUAUUAUUUAGGAAAGUUAUUUAAGUGAAUAUUGAAUAGCAUCUUUUUCUAAGCAAUCUGUCUUAUAUGUGGUCUUAUAUAAAGAACGAGGGAUGUAAACAAAAUGUGGGGUGGAAGGUAUUUGAAAUAUUGUAUGUGAUUUGUGGUCAACUCAGAAUUACUGGCGGAGGUACAUUUUGUACAUUCUUUAAUUUCUACAUUUUCAAUAAUUUUACCAAAUUUUCUAUACAGACAAUAUAAGCGUAUUAUGUAGGUAUGCUAAGAUUUUUAUACAAUCUGGGAUGUGAAAUAUCUAUGCACUAUGUUCAUUUUAUUAUGUAAGAAUUGAUUAUUUUAAUUUACUUGUAUUUUAUUCUACAAUUAAUAUGUUUAUUAUAUGAAAGAUGUGCCUGUUACAAAUAUGUAAAAAUAUGAUGAAUAUUAUUUAUUUCUCGUAAUGUGUUAAUGAAACAAUGCAAAUAAUA
Molecule: messenger RNA, 1317 nt
Organism: Colias croceus (clouded yellow)
Lineage: Eukaryota; Metazoa; Arthropoda; Insecta; Lepidoptera; Pieridae
Gene: EMC8-9
Product: ER membrane protein complex subunit 8/9 homolog
Exons: 4
Coding region: 110-748 (212 amino acids)
Cellular component (GO): EMC complex
Source: RefSeq, a predicted model, not a curated record